Pristis pectinata (smalltooth sawfish) is the source of this 1585-nucleotide messenger RNA. RefSeq names its product lysosome-associated membrane glycoprotein 3 (gene lamp3). Gene Ontology annotation, cellular component: membrane. The transcript is spliced from 6 exons. Bases 108 to 1211 code for a protein of 367 amino acids. The record is from RefSeq and is a predicted model, not a curated record. NCBI's taxonomy places the organism in Eukaryota, Metazoa, Chordata, Chondrichthyes, Rhinopristiformes, Pristidae.
ACCUCGUGACUUGAGGUUUUUUUUAUUGCUGCGCAAGUAGUAGGAAAAGUCAGCAGGUUGCAACUGAAAGUGGAGUUUUUGAUGCGACUAACUUGCAGCAGAACAUUAUGAAGAACUUGGUUGUGAUUGCCGCCUUGGCUCUGUCCGGACUGUUUACAAGUUGUGCUGUGUCAGCAGAAAGUGCUGCAGUGAAAAAUGCAGCAAAUCCAGCUCCACCAACACUUAACAAAAUCCCACUUUAUAUUAUGCCUGCACAUGUGACCAACACGACGGCAAACUAUACUACGCCUACGCCUGCACAUGUGACCAACACGACGGCAAACUAUACUACGCCUGCACAUGUGACCAACACGACGGCAAACUAUACUACGCCUGCACAUGUGACCAACACGACGGCAAACUAUACUACGCCUGCACAUGUGACCAACACGACGGCAAACUAUACUACGCCUGCACAUGUGACCAACACGACGGCAAACUAUACUACGCCUACACCGGCACAUGUGACCAACAUGACGGCAAACUAUACUACACCUGCACAUGUGACCAACACAACUGCUGCAAAUCAUAGCACAACAAUAAGUCCACAAACAACUGUUCUCCCUACAUUAUCACCCAAUUUUUCACUCCCAGUAAGUGGUCUCUACAAUAUUUCUUUGAAGAACACCACUUGCAUCAAGAUGGCAAUUGGAAUACAACUUAUUGUUGACACAAAGCCCCAAAAUUUGUACUUCAAUAUUCCACCAAGGAAAACAAGGGUUUCGGGGAAAUGUGGAAGUGUUGAUUCGUGGAUUAAUUUGCAGUUUAAUAGUGGAUUUGUAAACUUCACCUUUGGGAAGGAUGAAAACCAUUAUUACAUCAGUGAAAUAAGUGCUGCUCUGCAUGCGAUGAAUAACCUGGACAAAACUUACAGUGGCAUUAUGAAGAAUGUGAAGUUGUUUAAUACUAAACUUGGACACUCCUACAAAUGCAAAAGCAAGCAGGUUGUGGCUUUUUCAACUGAUAAUUUGCAGAUUUUGAUGAUUGAUACUCAAAUCCAGGCAUUUGACAUCUCUGACGGAAUGUUUGGUAAAGCAGAGGAAUGCUUCAUGGACUUCAAAAAUGUUCUUCCUAUCGUCUUUGGAGUAGUUCUUGUUGUGCUGAUCAUUAUUAUAGUUGUUGUGUAUUUGAUCUGUCGACGUAAUCAAGCUGCAGGCUAUCAGCGGAUCUGAGGAGAGAGAUGAGGUUUUGUUCAGAAGAUGCUUGUUGAUUUACUUUGCCUUCUCAUUAAUAUUGAUGGUGUGCAUCUUGGCCAAACAACUUCUUUUUCACCCCAUUCAAUGUACCUGGAGAUUGCCAUAAUUGUACAUAUAGAAAUAUUGGUGGAGGACUGGAGUUCCAUUUCAGGCUGGGAUUUCCAGCUGUGUUGUAAUUUAGUAUAUAUUUUCUGCAUUUCUAUGUUCAGAAAUGAUUAAAAAUUGAAAUCAUGUAGCUUAAUGCCUUUGUUUUUUGUAACUUGGUGUUUCUCUGAAACCAAUUUUGUAAAUGUGCAUUUUGAACAUUUUCAUUUACUAUUUGCUGAAAAAAAAUAAAAUUAAUGACUGAU